GCACUAAUGCUGCGUUCCCGUUACGUUGAAAAUUGUGGCACUACCGUUAGUUGGAGAAACGACACAGAAGGAUUUGUUUUUGUUCGUAGCAAAGCGGAGUUGUUCGUCCAUUGCUAACAAUACAGCGAUUAACAGUUAAAAGCAUGUUCACAGACAGCCUUGUCAGGGCGCCUAGCAUGACUUAUUCCCCGAGACAUAUCAACAGUCAUUGUACAAAUCACAAGUUGUACAAUGUUAUGCUGUUUAUAUGCACUGCAGCAGCCUGGGAUAUGAAAAUCGGGGUUUGUUAGACUUCUCUCAAUCUCACUUUUGGAUGGAUCGACCUGAUGUCGCGAUUUCCGACCGAAGGGAACGCAACAGUCAAAAACAGUGGAUCGGUGAGUGGGAAGUGGGUGAUAAAGUAGUUCUGACUUCAAACCUCGUUUAAAGAUUAACUAAUUAAUGUAUUCAGACUUUAAACUCAGGUUCCGAAAUACACUGAAAGUACCAACAUCCUCAAACAUUUAAGCUAACAUCAUCAGAAGUUGAAGAAUACGGAAAUGGCUGCUGGAACAUCUGCGUCACUCUGCUGGUUGAUCUUUGUCUUCGCGUCUGUCUAUGCAGACCAGAAAACCAUCACAGCUGAGUAUGGACAGGACGUCACUCUGACAUGUCGAGCUCCAAACAACAACAUCAUCGCUGUCAAGUGGAGCAGAGAUAACCUGGGGAAAGAUUAUGUCCUUUAUUACAAGGAUGGGAAGCCUGUUCCAGAUGACCAGCAUCCAUCUUUUAAGAACCGGGUGGAUCUGCAGGACAGACAGAUGAAGGAUGGAGACGUGUCUUUGAUUCUGAAGAAUGUGAUGAUUAAUGAUGCUGGAAGAUACGAGUGUCAAGUUGCCCAAAGAGAACCAAACAAGAGACCCAGUUUGGAGCCCAUCAACAACGUCACACUGAGUGUUGUUCCUCCAGGUCAGCCAAGAAGAUCUGGAGUGGAUGGAUCUUUUGGGCUGAAAGUUUGUCUGACAGUUUUUAGUCUGCUUCUUCUUGUUGCUGUUGGUUUUGCAGUCUAGAGAACAACAGACCCUUCCUGCUGAACAGCAGCUUGUUUUGAAAUGAACAUUUCAAGAGCUGGUCACAUAUUGUUGAUUUGUUUUUUUGAUUAUUUUCUUUUGUUCAUUGUUUUUCUCAGGGUAUUUAUUUGUGUAAAGAUUAUAAUCAGAGGCUUUUUGAACGAGGUGAUGCAGAUUUUAUCUGAAUUGCAAUCAGUUAAAUGCAAAUGUAACCGUACAUAGGUUGUACGUAAAUCAAUAAAAACACUGUUACGGUGCCACUAUGGCACACUCUGUUAUCCAUGUAACAAGCUUUAAAACUGAGAACUGAUUGUCACAUUCAGUUUGAUGGGCUGUUUUACACAUUUACUUGGCAAGUGAAAGGUCACCGGUUCAGUUCCAGGUAUACAAAAUGCUUUUGGGGUUGAGUCAGUCAGAGUUAUCUGUCAUCUCAGAAGUAGUAGAUAAACACAUGAAAAUGCUGCCUUUAAUUUGCAUUUUAGAUGGCACUCUGUCUGUUCUGUGUACGAAUAUGUACUCACUAUAUGGAACUUAUAUAUCAUGCCUCUGAAAUAUGUUACAACUGUUGGUGUUUGUCCACCAGAGGGCACUCUGCAAAAUAUAGCAGAUUUUUAAAUUGUUAGUAUUAGAAUGGUUCCCAAAAAACAUUGUAUAAAUCUGAUUCUUAGAUGGAAUAAGCACUCCAAACAUCCAAAUAAUGACAUGAUUCACUAAAUAGCUAGCUUCUGUAUUACUACGAUGUGCUGUUUUUUUGUAAUAUGGUGUUUGAUCCAGCCUGCCUUUAUGGGCUCAAAUUGCAGUCAUAAAUAUUUUGUACUUGUAAAUCAAAUGUGUAGUUGUGAAGUGAGUUUUGUAACCUUGUAAACCAAAAUAUGUGAAAAUUUAUGUUUGUGCAUCUAUAGAUAAGAAUUUAUGUGUGUGUGUAAAAAAAUAAAUAAAUAAAUAAAUAAAUAAAAAAGAUUUGUAAGUUGACAGUCACACACAGCCAGGGAACCUAAGCGCAGAGUUUUACAAUUAAGUUUUUGUUUUGUAUCUGUAAGCAGACAUUAAGAAAUAAAAUUUGUAACUGGUGUAAAUAUUUUUUACAAGCACAAAUCUUUUUUUUAUACACACAAAUUGUCGUCUAUAGAUGCACAAACAUAAAAUUUUCACGUAUUUUGGCUUACAAGGUUACAAAACUCACUUAACAACUACACAUUUUAUUUACAAGUACAAAAUAUUUAUGACCACAAUUUCAGCCCAUAUGCCUGUCCUGAUGUGUCUUAUUAUCCACAUAAUAAACAGGAUCACUACCAGUUAA
Molecule: messenger RNA, 2349 nt
Organism: Oreochromis niloticus (Nile tilapia)
Lineage: Eukaryota; Metazoa; Chordata; Actinopteri; Cichliformes; Cichlidae
Product: programmed cell death 1 ligand 1
Exons: 3
Coding region: 540-1049 (169 amino acids)
Biological process (GO): negative regulation of T cell proliferation; T cell costimulation; positive regulation of T cell proliferation
Cellular component (GO): external side of plasma membrane
Source: RefSeq, a predicted model, not a curated record